UUGAGAUGAGAUGUGUGAGAGAGAGAGAGAGAGAGGUCUGUUCUUCAAGUCAAGACACCAUCUUCUUUUCAUUUGAUUCAUCUUUUUCAAUUCAAGAAUAUACACACAAACUUCACUACAUUAGAUGAGUUGCUUUACUCUUUAAUGUGUGUAUGUAUGUAAUAAAAAAGAUAGAAAGAGAUGGGUAGAUAGAGAGAGAGAGAAGAGGAUUCAAUUCAAUUCAAUUAAUAUUCAUCCAUCUAGAAAAAAAAAAUUAUCUUAUCAUCAAUUCUCCAUACCCAAAUGAAUAAGCUCAUUGAUCCAUCACCAAUCAGCAGAAAAGGUUGAAGAUGAAGAUUGUGAAUUUGGGUUGAUCAAAGUGUGUGAAAAAUGGAUAAAAAUAACAAGAAAAUGAAUGAAGCAGCACCAACUGAAGAGUUAUUAAAAAAGAUUCAUGAUUUAGAACAAAGUCAAUCUCAUCUCAAAGAGGAAAUUUCUAAACUAAAGAUUUCCGAUGAAAAGCACAAAUCCGACAGGCAAAGGUCGAGUUCGGUAUCCCCCCGCCGCCCACGCCGGAGGACCAUGGGUGCCGGUGCUGGCGGGGCGUUUGAAGGCGGUUCUGUGGCCGCCUUCAAAAAGGGUUCAACGUCUUUUCGGCAUUCGUCUCCGUUGAGGAGAGAAACUCGCAGCGUUGAUGUUAGUUACAGCAAUGAUAACACUACCACCGCCACAAGUGGCGGUGCAGCCACCGUGGAGAGUGGUGGAGUUACCGGACCUUCUGCGGUGAAGCUGACCGAAACGCAGUAUUUGAAUAUAUUGCAGUCAAUGGGUCAGUCUGUGCAUAUAUUUGAUCUGCAAGGUCACAUAAUAUACUGGAAUCGAAUGGCUGAAAAUCUUUACGGUUACACGGCUGCUGAAGCUCUAACGAGAACGCCCAUUGAGCUUCUAGUCGAACCUAACGAUUACGCAUUAGCCGAUGAAAUCCUACAACAAUCAUCAAAGGGAGAAAGUUGGUCGGGUCAGUUUCCCGUUAGGAACAAAAGAGGGGAAAAGUUUGUUGUUAUUGCGACUCACACGCCGUUUCGUGAUGAAAACGGAAAGUUAAUCGGGGUUAUAUGUGUAUCAAGUGAUACGCGCCCGUUUAGGGAAAUGAAGCCCGUCGGGAACAUUAGUGCACCUAGAAGGAUCGCGUCAGCUAAACUCGGGCUUGAUCCUCAACAACCUCUACAAACCGCAAUUGCUUCAAAGAUUUCAGAUUUGGCUUCAAAAGUUAGCAACAAGGUCAAAUCAAAAAUGAAAACUGGAGAGAACUUCAUGCAUCACGACGGCAGGAGUGAAGACGGUCAUGAUUCCGAAACUGACGUUAACGCCCCUUAUCAUAAAGACGAUGGAUAUUCAAGUGGAGCGAGCACCCCACGUGGCGAUAUUCCUCAAUCACAAUUUACUACAAAACCAUCGACAGACUCUGGCGAUGAGAGUGAAACAAAGGUCGGUAUCCACAAGAUUCUAUCCUCAAAAGCCGAAGCGUGGAUGGGUAAAAAGGGGAUUACGUGGCCGUGGAAAGGAAACGAUAGAGAACGAGAUUCGAAAACGGGUCGGUUUGGUCUGCAUUGGUUGCAUAGUGAUCAAGAACAUGAUUCGGGUCAACAAACGAGUUCGUCGAAAGUGGAAAGUCAACCGUGGGAAAACAUGAAUAGGAAUGAGGCUACGGGGUCUUGGUCUUCGUUUAAUGUUAAUAGUACGAGCAGUGCUAGUAGUUGCGGCAGCACGAAUAGUAGCGCGAUUAAUAAAGUGGAUAUGGAUACCGAUAGCUUGGAUUAUGAAAUCUUGUGGGAAGAUCUAACAAUUGGAGAACAAAUUGGGCAAGGUUCAUGUGGGACGGUAUACCAUGCAAUGUGGUAUGGAUCGGAUGUUGCUGUCAAGGUUUUCUCGAGGCAAGAAUAUUCAGAGGACGUGAUAUUAUCGUUCAGACAGGAGGUAUCUCUCAUGAAACGACUUCGGCAUCCAAACAUUCUACUCUUCAUGGGUGCAGUUACUUCGCCUCAACGCCUAUGCAUCGUCACGGAGUUCCUUCCACGGGGAAGUUUGUUCCGGUUACUUCAAAGAAAUACAACUAAAUUAGAUUGGAGACGUCGAGUUCAUAUGGCCAUGGAUAUAGCUCGAGGCAUGAACUAUCUUCAUCAUUGUCACCCGCCCAUCAUCCAUCGUGAUUUAAAAUCUUCAAAUCUUCUUGUUGACAAGAAUUGGAAUGUGAAGGUUGGAGAUUUUGGUCUCUCGCGUAUCAAGCAUGAAACAUACCUUACAACAAAGACGGGGAAGGGAACGCCGCAAUGGAUGGCUCCGGAGGUUCUUCGGAAUGAACAGGCUGAUGAAAAGUCUGACGUGUACAGCUUCGGUGUGGUAUUAUGGGAACUCACCACCGAGAAGAUCCCUUGGGAUACUCUUAACUCGAUGCAGGUAAUUGGAGCUGUAGGGUUCAUGAAUCAACAACUAGAUAUUCCAAAAGACGUUGAUCCCCAAUGGGCUUCACUUAUCGAAAGCUGCUGCUGCAGUGAACCACAGUCCCGACCAACGUUCCAAGAAAUACUAGAUAAACUUAAAGAAUUGCAAAAAAAAUUCACCUUACAACUUCAGGCGUCGCGUACAGCCACCACCGCCGCCAGCACCGCCACAGCCACUGCCGUCGGAGAAAACAACAGCCCAAAGGAAUAACAGGAAACACAAGUGGAAAUGACUUGAGACCCUUUUUUUUCUCCUGCAAGGUAUAUUGCAUGUGUGUGGUGGGGCCCAUGUAUCGAUCCGAGUUGGUUGGUUUUUGUAUGCUGAUCUGGCAAUGUUGUGCACAGUCAUUGUCUGAUCAUUCGGACACUAUACGAUUACGCCAUUGUUUUGUGAUCCAAAAGGAACACUUCGCGAUUGUUUUGUAUAGAGUACAUGAAUUACUUGGUUUUUACUUUUAGAACUGUAAAAACAAGUUUAUGUAGAUUUGGAGUUUUAGGGUGACAUAUGUUCUUGGUUUGGUUCAGUUUUGCGGUUUUGUCGAGCCAAGUGACAGAUGCACUUGUUUUAAUCCGGACGAUAUUUAUGUUGUGAACUGUGAGAACUAUUUUAAGCAGUUGUAGGUUGUGCUACAAUAGCGAUUACUUUUAAAGAAAGAAAAAACAAAAA
Messenger RNA from Helianthus annuus (common sunflower), 3147 nucleotides. Its product is annotated as dual specificity protein kinase splA. Bases 370 to 2691 code for a protein of 773 amino acids. NCBI's taxonomy places the organism in Eukaryota, Viridiplantae, Streptophyta, Magnoliopsida, Asterales, Asteraceae. The record is from RefSeq and is a predicted model, not a curated record. Gene Ontology annotation, molecular function: ATP binding; protein kinase activity. The transcript has 14 exons. Gene Ontology annotation, biological process: regulation of DNA-templated transcription; protein phosphorylation.